This is a messenger RNA of Myodes glareolus (Bank vole), 5560 nucleotides long. RefSeq names its product cilia and flagella associated protein 74 (gene Cfap74). NCBI's taxonomy places the organism in Eukaryota, Metazoa, Chordata, Mammalia, Rodentia, Cricetidae. The record is from RefSeq and is a predicted model, not a curated record.
ACGACGCAGCCUCAGACCCACGGUGGCUGAGAGGCAGUCGGUCGGCCGUUAAGGGGCCAUUUCUGAGGGACUAGUGUCAAGGAACUGUUCCUUCGGGGUCACCGCAGAGGAAGCAUCGCCGAGGAGUUGCUUCAUUUGGGAGGGGCUGUUGCUAAGGGGUCGUCUCUGGGGACCAUUCUUUAAGGGCUGUUACUAAGGGGCUAUUGCGGAGGGGUUUGGGCAACGGUUCAUUCCUGGGGGACCUUUGCUGAAGUCUCAUCCUGAGGCGUGUUUCUGGACAAGAGAGCUAGUUUCUGUCUCCCAGUAUGGAAGAACCUAUUGCCCAGUUCUCUGACGAGGAGCUGAUGGACAACUUCCCUGCCAUGGACGACGAGAGAAUCCAGUUAGAGGCUCCAGAGUUUGAGGUGGAACCACUUCCUCUGGGAUUUGAGGACACCACUGCCCUCGGAUGCAGCUGUUUAGCAAAAGAAGAGGAAGGGAACUCUGGGAAAAUGAAGAAGACAACCAUUAAAGACAAAGUCGAGGCAUUUCAUCUUCGGAAAAGCUUAAACCUCCUAGACAAACUGCAUGAGGAAAAGGACCUUUUUAUUCAGAAGACUAGAGGGGAGCUGCGUGUCUGUCGUCAGAGGAUGGACCUGCUCAACAAGCAACAGGAGAGCUUGGCGUCUGAGAUCUCCGCGGAGAGAGAAGCCAACAACAUGGCUGCGAUGGGCCGUCUCCAGGCUGCAUCCAGACGUCUACACGCAGAGCUGGAGAAUGAAAAAGAUCUGCAGUCCAAGAUCACGGCCAUGCUGAAGGACAGCGAGAAUGCCAUGUGGCACAUUGAGAUUCAGAAGGGGCAAUUUGAGGAUGUCCGGAAGCGUAAUGAAGAAGAGGCAGAAGCUAGGCAGAGUAGCCUUGAGGUGCACGCAGCUCAGCAGCUUCAGAAGGAAAAAGAAACCCUGGAGAAGGUGGAGAGGAACCGUCUGCUGAGGGCCCAGAAGUCCUUGCAUGUGCAGAAAGAGCUGGGGCAGAAACAUCAGAAACUGGUGGAAGAUGCCCAGAAAAACCACAGGAUUGCUGUGAAGUUCCUGAAGGCCUCUCUGGGAAGAAUUCGAGAGCGAGAGCAGGAGGAGGAGAUGGAGUCCCGCAAGCACAUGAAACGGCGCAUGGAUGCUGUGCUGGCGCUGAAGAACAGCAUCACUGCCAGUCGGGAAACACUAAAGAAGUUUCAAGCAUGGGGCCAGGGCAGGGCAGAGCUGGCUAAGCAGAAGGCCCUUGUAGAGAAGGAGAUGAUCCUGGCCCAAGGUGGAGACGCGUUCAAGCACCUUAUCCAUCAGCGCAGGCAGCAGGAGCUGGAAGCCCAGCAUCGGGCUUUUGAAGAGGAGCAGAAACUCCGGAAGCAGGAGAUUGUAAGUCGAAUCUUGAAAGAGGAAGCUGAGGAAGGAAACAGGAAAAAGAAACAGCACCCACCUUGUAAAGCCAGAGACGGAUGGACUCUGCGGAACAAGACCUGGAAGUACAUCUCCGACUUCUGCGAGGGGAAGCCUGCCACACCCUCCAGUCACCUGCUGGAAAGUGAGAUGGCCUUACACCCCAAGCCUACCUGUCUGCUGAAAGCCAUAUCCAGUGAGUCUGUGCAGAUGGACCUGGGGAGCAUUAGUACAGAGGAGGAGGUCCUGGCUGAACCAGAUAUCCCAGGGCUUUGGAGCAAAGAGUACAAGGCACACCAGGUGUCCAAGAAGGACAUGGAACAGAAGCCUCUGGGCGGCACCAAGAUGGACAAGGACAUCCUGGCUCGCACGAUGGAGCAGCUGCGCAGUGGGGUGGUCCAUAAGCAGGUGGUCUCUGGGAGGGAGUUCAAGGGUCGCCCAUUCAACAGCAAGCCCGAGGUCAUUCACUUCAAGGAAUUUGAUAUUGGCAAAGUGUACAAGAAGAAGAUCACAUUGAUCAAUGCUACUUACACAAUCAACUAUUGUAAGCUGGUGGGUGUGGAGGAGAACCUGAAGGACUUCAUCCAUAUUGACUUUGACCCCCCUGGUCCCAUGUCAGCCGGGAUGUCCUGUGAAGUUCUGGUCACCUUCAAGCCUAUGAUAAAUAAAGAUCUGGAAGGAAAUGUUUCAUUUUUGGCUCAGACAGGCAGCUUUUCUGUUCCACUGAAAUGUUCAACGAAGAAAUGUUCUCUGUCCCUUGACAAGGAACUCAUUGAAUUUGGCAGCUAUGUGGUGGGUGAGACCACAUCCCGGACCAUCACACUGACCAAUGUUGGGGGCCUGGGCACCAGAUUCAAGUUUCUCCCGGAUUCUGAGUUCUUUGAGAUGGAAGAACCCCAACCCAUCAUGAAAAUAAGCAGCCUCUACACCUGUGAGGACAAAAGUCUCUAUGAGAAGAUCAUUACCAGCCUCUCUGAGCAACAGCUUGAUAUCAAUGAAUCCUCCCCAGUGGACAUCCAGAGCCGAAAAGAAUCCGAGAAAGAUGAAACAGAAAUUAUACCUGCGGCCAGUGUCAUAACCAUGGCUCCCAGUGAGGAACAGGCAGAGAUAACCUUGGGAGAGGUAACAGAGGGAGAAAUCGGCCCCUUCAGUUCCGUCAAAAUACCCAUUAUCUUCACCCCAGUUAUCCCAGGAGAGGUCCAGACUAAGUUCAAGGUUAUGUUUAAGAAUUCGCAGUGUCCCACGUUAUAUUUCAGGGCCACGGGUAUUGCCGUCGAUGUGCCAGUCUGGGUGCCAAGGGCCACUGUGGACCUGAAGAUAUGUAUAUACGACCGGCUCUACCAGGACUCCAUCAUUGUCCACACAAGAUCAAAAGCAGCACUGCGCCUAAAGUUUGAAGUCUGCAAGGAACUGAGAGGCCACAUAGAGCUUCUGCCAGAAACAGGCUACAUCCAGGCCCGGUCCUCCUAUUCGGUACAGCUCAAGUUCCUGCCUCGACACUCCCUCCCUGAGGAUGCAGGGAAGUAUUUUGACAAGCACAGUCGAGUUCUGGAGGCUCCGAUGACAAUCUGGGUGGCUGACCAGAUCAAACCAGUGGAGUUCACUGUCCAAGCUGUCGUCACCACCUCAGACUUGGAAAUCAGCCCCUUGGAGAUAAACUUCGGCUACUGUACCAUAUAUGAGGCCAUCAGGACAGAAAUCAGCCUCAGCAACCUCUCACUGCUGCCCCAGGAGUUUGGGUUCGUUGGACUUCCAAAGUAUGUAGACAUCCAGCCCAAUGAUGGGUUCGGGACAAUUUUGCCGCUGGAAACUUUGCAACUUGAUGUGAUCUUCCAGCCCAUUAAGGCCAAGGAAUAUAGAUUUGAGCUGAUUUGCAAAUCCGAAAUAAACCGGUGCUUCAAGGUGUCUUGCCAAGCAGUUGGUGUCCACCCGCCUCUGGAGCUGUCCCACUACCAGAUCAAGUUUUCAGCCACGGCCCUGUAUGACACCACCGUGUCCACACUGUAUGUCAUCAAUUCGCACCUGAGCAUGAACAAACUGACCCACUCCUUGCCUCGAAUUGGGUCCGAGGAAGCCACCCCAGUGGGACCAACAUCCUUUGAGUUCUUGCUGCCCCCUGAUUCACCCAUCACCAUCUCACCAUCCGUGGGGACUGUGUUGCCAGGAAAGAAGUGUGUGGUCCAAGUGGCCUUCCAGCCUGUGCUGCCACAUGAGGUAAUCCUGAAGGAAGCCAUUCAGAUCCUGAACAAGGAAAAGGAGAACAAACCGUUCCAAAAAGAAACAGUCCAAAGGAAGGAAACGUGGAAACCGUCCAUGCCUUUGGUUCGGGUUCACAACCGGGACCGACCGACCCGGGCCUCCACGCCCCACACUCCAGAGCUGCAUAGGCAGGAGCUCAGAGUCAGCUCCCCUGAAUACCAAGCUGCACAAGCCAGCUUGGCCAGAUCCUUCCAGGGGAAGUUUGACAGGAUUGUGGUCCCCUGUGUUGUUGCCAGUGGUGACAUCAAAGACAGGAAGGCAUUGGAACCUCUGAGAUUCAGCCCCCAUAAUACUCUAUAUCUGGAACUAUGGUGUCCAGUAGUGGCUCCAUCCAUUGUGGUGACAUCCAACAAAGGCAGUAGUGUCCUUAACUUUGGUGACAUUGCUGUAGGGCAUCGAAGUAUAAAGAGGAUCACCCUCCAGAACACUUCUCCUGAGGACCUUGCUUUGGAGUUCUCAGUGCUGAGCCCCAAUGGCCCCUUUGUCCUGAUAAACCCCUCCAGGAAGCUGUGUUCUGGCGAGUCACAAACCCUGGUACUGUCCUUCUCUCCCCGUGAGAGCAUGCUGGUUCAAGAAAUCCUGGACAUCAUCACCAAGAGAGGCACUCUCAGCCUUACCCUGACUGGCACAGGUGUGGCAUCCAUGAUUACGUGCUCCAUCGAAGGCAACAUCCUCAACAUGGGCUAUGUGCUUGCCAAAGAAUCUGUCUCAACAACUUUUAAGCUACAGAAUGAAUCGUCACUUCCUAUUAAGUUCUGGAUGCAGCUGGAGAGCCUGUCCAGGAAAAGGGAUGAGACCCGGCAGCAGCUACCCAAGUUCCUUACCUCCCAUGAGCAGAGGACCGAAAUUGUUGGCACACAGAACCACAACGGGCAGAGCGUAUUCAGUGUUGCUCCAGUUGAGGGACUCAUGCAUCCUGGGAAGGCUCAAGAAUUCACUGUAACCUUCAGUCCAGACCAUGAGAGCCUCUACUUCUCUGACCUGCUCCAAGUGGUGCUCUUUGAAAAGACAGUCUCCCAUCAGAUCCUGCUGAAGGGUGCUGCCCGUGAGCACAUGAUGUUUGUGGAGGGAGGAGACCCACUGGAUGUGCCUGUGGAGUCCCUGACAGUGAUCCCUGCCUUGGACGCAGAACAUAGAGAGGCUAGAUCUCCCUCUCCAGAAGCUGAGGAGAUAAAACCCAUUCUGGUGACCUUGAACUAUGUCCAGUUUGACACAGACACACCAAUCCCACCUGCCACCCGAGAGCUGCAAGUGGGCUGUAUCCGGACUACCCAGCCAUCACCAAGGAAGACUGUGGAGUUCAGCCUGGAUGGUGUCACAUGGCUGCAGCACAAGGGCUUCUCCAUCGAGCCGUCCAGGGCUUCUGUGGAGCGUGGUCAGACCAAGACCAUCAGCAUCUCCUGGGUACCACCUGCUGACUUUGAUCCGGACCAUCCACUCAUGGUGUCAACCCUGCUGCAGCUCCGGGGGGAUGGAAAGGAAACCUACAAAGUCAUCUUUGUAGCCCAUGUGGUGGCUGGAAUCUGAGGCCACAGGAACCCACAGAGCCUCUUGGACCCUCCCACCCACCCUUGUGGGCCGGGUCAACCCAUUCCCCUAGGUCUGGAACCUGGGCAUUUCCUGCUGGGCAGGUUCAAAUGAACAGUCCCAGAGACAGAGCUCCCCAGCCCUACAGACAUGGCUACUUCCUGCUGCCCUGAGAACAACAAGACCUCCCCCCCCACCCCGCCAUACACACAAACCAAGAAAUACUAAUCCAUCCUCACACAGCCUGUUCCUAGAUGCCCCACCCCCACCCCCAGAUCCCAAACCCACCAGCAUCUCCUCAGGCUUUAGAGAUCCCAGGAGAAAGCGCAGGUCUAUCAAUAAACUCUAAGAACCAACAGUAA